AUGUUCUACUUCUUUCUCACCGCCGGUUCACUGCUCAGCAGCCAUGUGCUAGCCUCCCCAAGCCCACGGGCAACCACCACCACCACCGCCGACGUGUUGAACUACACAUUCCCUGCUGGCGCGAACUGGCCCGAGCCCCUUCCUAUCACUGGGGACUGGUUCUUUGUUCAUGAUCCCAGCAUGAUCCAGCGCGAGACGGACAGCAAGUACUUUUUGUUCACCACACAUGAUAAGGCAGGAAUCAUUACCUCCAACUCCCUCUCUGGUCCAUACGCUGUAGUGGGGUCUGUGCUCCCAGACAAUUCCUCGAUCGACCUACCGGGGAAUAACGAUAUCUGGGCUCCCGAUGUACACUUUGAAUACGGAGAAUAUUACUGCUUUUAUGCUGUCUCUACCUUUGGUUCCCAGGAUUCGGCUAUCGGUCUCGCAACCAGCAAAUCCAUGGAUCCUGGUACCUGGAUUGAUCAUGGCGAGGUAUGGAAUUCGGUUACCGGUGAUGACUACAAUGCCAUCGACCCAAACUUAUUCUUUGACGAACAUGAUAAACCCUAUCUCGCUUAUGGCUCAUUUUGGGGAGACCUGUUCCAAAUCCCGCUUACACCAAACCUAAUGGCUGGAGUCGGUACCCCACAAGAAGUCUCGUUGAACUCCUCAGACACACAUGCCGAGGAGGGCUCUUUCGUUUACAAGCACGACAACUAUUAUUAUCUCUUCCUAUCUGCUGGCAUCUGCUGCGGGUUCGUGGAGGACGAUUUACCUCAGGCGGGGACGGAGUAUCAUGUUGUAGUCGGGCGAUCUGAGUUCGCACACGGCCCGUUCGUCGACGCUGACGGCGUCGCACUCCUCGAUUCUGGCGGAACCAUCAUCCUCGGCUCGCACGGCCGUGUGUAUGCGCCCGGCGGACAAGCGAUCUUCGUCGACAAGUACUAUGAUUCGAAAGUGCAGAGCUUGCAGGAGCGUGAGGUUUUCGUGUACCACUAUGUGCCAGCGGAUGGCGUCAGCCCGUAUAACGACAGCUAUUCGAGUCUGGGUCUGAAUGGGAUAAACUGGAGCUCAGGCUGGCCGGUAUUGACGAACCUUAAUGUUUGA
Fibroporia radiculosa is the source of this 1089-nucleotide messenger RNA. RefSeq lists its product as uncharacterized. The transcript has 6 exons. The record is from RefSeq and is a predicted model, not a curated record. The coding region runs from base 1 to 1089 and encodes 362 amino acids. Gene Ontology annotation, biological process: carbohydrate metabolic process. NCBI's taxonomy places the organism in Eukaryota, Fungi, Basidiomycota, Agaricomycetes, Polyporales, Fibroporiaceae. Gene Ontology annotation, molecular function: arabinan endo-1,5-alpha-L-arabinosidase activity.